Messenger RNA from Microthlaspi erraticum, 2463 nucleotides. The record is from the annotation of a GenBank genome assembly. NCBI's taxonomy places the organism in Eukaryota, Viridiplantae, Streptophyta, Magnoliopsida, Brassicales, Brassicaceae.
AUGGCGGAACAGUUGCUGCUUCAUGGAACUCUUGAAGUGAAGAUAUAUAGGAUCGAUAAGUUGCAUCAACGUGCAAGAUUCAAUUUAUGCGGAAAGGGGAACAAGGAGCCAGCGGGGAAGAAGAUUCAGUCUCCAAUCAAGAGACUAACAUCCUCAUGCACAGAUAUGUUCGGAGGACAUCUCUACGCAACCAUUGACCUAGACAGGUCCAGAGUGGCUCGAACCAUGAUGAGACGUCAUCCUAAAUGGUUCCAAAAUUUCCAUGUCUACACAGCACAUUCAAUCUCCAAAAUCGUAUUCACAGUCAAAGAAGAUGAAGCAGUCGGUGCGACUUUGAUCGGCCGAGCUUAUUUACCUGUCACCGAAGUCAUCACCGGACAACCAAUAGACCGAUGGCUCGAUAUCUUAGACGAGCACAAGAUUCCGAUCCAAGGAGGUGCGAAAAUCCAUGUCCGCGUGAAGUUUAACAGCGUGACACAAAACGUGGAUUGGAACAAAGGAAUCAUAUUACCGUCAUUUAAAGGAGUUCCUAACGCAUAUUUCAACCAAAGAGAAGGUUGCAAAGUUACACUUUACCAAGACGCUCAUGUUCUUGGAGAGUUCCCGGACAUUACUCUCGCGGGAGGACAAGCGAUUUACAAGCAUCACCGGUGCUGGGAAGAGAUUUUCGAUGCGAUAUGGGAAGCAAAACAUUUGAUAUACAUCACAGGUUGGUCGGUCUACCCCAACAUAACAUUGAUUAGGGAUCCUAAACGGUCGAGACCAGGAGGAAACCUGAAGUUAGGAGAAUUGCUGAAGAAGAAAGCGGACGAAAACGUGACCGUGCUGAUGCUUGUGUGGGACGAUAGAACGUCUCACGAAGCAUUUAGGAGAGACGGUUUGAUGAUGACUCAUGAUCAAGAAACGUACGAUUACUUCAAGAACACGAAAGUGCGUUGUGUUCUCUGUCCGCGGAAUCCAGAUAACGGUGAGAGCAUUGUUCAAGGGUUCCGGAUCGCUACGAUGUUCACUCACCAUCAGAAAACCAUUGUGGUGGACGGUGAAGUGGAAGGUUCGAGAGGCAAGAGAGGGAUUGUGAGUUUUCUUGGAGGGAUUGAUCUAUGUGAUGGGAGAUACGAUACUGAGGAACAUCCUUUGUUCGGUACUUUGAACAAUGUUCAUUCUAAUGACUUUCACCAACCGAAUUUCGAUGGAGCAUCGAUUAAAAAAGGCGGUCCACGUGAGCCGUGGCACGAUAUUCACUGCAAGCUUGAUGGUCCUGCCGCGUGGGAUGUUUUGUACAACUUUGAGCAAAGGUGGAUGAAACAAGGUAGUGGUAGAAGGUACUUAGUAUCGAUGGCAAGACUCUCCGAGAUCACGGUUCCGCCACUGCCAAUUGUAAAAUCGGAAAAUGCAGAAGGUUGGACGGUUCAAGUUUUCCGGUCGAUAGAUGACGGUGCAGUUGAAGGGUUCUCAGAGGAUCCACGUGAAGCUUCGAGCGUCGGACUUAUAACCGGAAAAGACAACGUGAUCGAAAGAAGCAUACAAGACGCUUACAUUAACGCCAUAAGGAGAGCCAAACACUUCAUCUACAUCGAGAACCAAUACUUCAUAGGAAGCUCCUUUGGAUGGAACUCUAGAGACAUAAACCUAAACGAAACAAACGCUUUACAACUCAUUCCCAAAGAGAUUUCUCUCAAGAUCGUAAGCAAGAUCGAGGCAGGUGAGAGGUUCUCAGUGUAUAUCGUGAUUCCAUUGUGGCCUGAAGGAAAACCUGGAUCUGCAUCUGUUCAAGCGAUACUAGACUGGCAAAGGAGAACAAUGGAGAUGAUGUAUACAGAUAUCGUCAUUGCCCUACGUAAGAAAGGAUUAGAUGCAAACCCUAGAGACUACUUAACGUUUUUCUGCCUCGGGAAUCGAGAAGUUAGCAAGGCAGGCGAAUACUUGCCACCGCAAAAACCAGAGGCUAACUCUGACUACGCAAGAGCUCAACAUUCUCGUCGGUUCAUGAUCUAUGUCCACUCUAAAAUGAUGAUUGUUGAUGAUGAGUACAUAAUAAUAGGAUCAGCAAAUAUUAACCAAAGGUCUAUGGAUGGAGGUCGAGACUCGGAGAUUGCGAUGGGAGCAUACCAGCCAAACCAUCUGCUAUCUACCAAUCAAAUGAGGCCAACGGGACAAGUUUUUAGCUUUAGGAUAUCACUAUGGCUUGAACAUCUGCGGAUCACAACCAAUGCGUUCCAGUUUCCUGAAAGCGAAGAGUGUAUAAGAUUGAUAAAUGCCAAAGCAGACGAGCUAUGGGGACUAUACUCAGCACAAGAGUACCCUCGAGAUUAUGAUUUACCGGGACAUUUGCUUAGUUAUCCGAUUAGCAUUGGUACCAACGGGGAAGUGACAAAUCUUGCUGGUGCUGAGCUCUUUCCUGAUACUAACGCAAAGGUUUUAGGUGAAAAAUCUGAUUAUCUCCCUCCCAUCCUCACCACUUAA